AUGGCUAUCCGCCAGCGAUUUGCGAGCUUGAAUGAGAGUGUUCGGCUCCGGGGUGAUGCAGCGCACCACGAGCAGACAGAUGCGUGGAGUAAUCGCGAUCUCAUUCCGCUACCGCCGUCGAGAAGGACUUGGGGCUGGUUCAACUUCUUCGGCUUCUGGUCAAUCGCAUCCCUGAAUUUGGCCAAUUGGCAGACACCGAAUACGUAUCUAACCCAGGGCCUCUCAGUACGCCAGGCUAUGCUCGUCAUCGUCGUUGGCCGAAUGCUCAUUGCCAUGUUCUCCACCUUGAUUGCCUGGGCCGGUCUCAAGUGGCAUAUCGGCUUUACGGUCCAAAACAGAUACUCGUGGGGACUGCGUGCCAGCUACAUCCCUCUCUUGCAGCGCAUUCUAUUGAACUUCAUCUGGAAUGCUGUCCAAUGUUGGAAUGGUGGCCGAUUAUGCGCGGUUUGUAUUACCGCGAUUUGGCCCUCAUUUGCCCGGAUUGAAAACACAUUCGGCCCAGACAUGCCAACGACUACCUAUGAGUUCGUCGGCUUCGUGGUCUUCUGGUUUCUUUCAACACCUUUCUUGUGGCUUAGACCGGAGAAAUUCAAGAUCCCGUUCCUCAUCGUGUGUACCUGGUGUAGCGUGGGUAUGUUGGCGUGGAUGAUCUGGGCACUGACCGUCGCAAAAGGCGUGGGGCCUCUCUGGAAAACAGGUCAGCAGAUCCCGGCUGGAUCAUCUUGGAGUUCGUCCUGGCUUAUCAUGGCUGGGAUCAAUCAAUCUGUUGGCAGCCUCGCGGCCGGAAUUACAAACGGUUCAGACUUUUCGCGAUACGCCUCAGCUCGCAGGCACUACGUUAUCGGUACCAUUACCAGUUGCUUAAUCACUGGCAUUUUAGUGUCGCUGAUCGGAUUGGUCACUGCUGCAGCCGCACAAAAAAUUUACGGCGAGAUCUACUGGAAUCCUCCGGAUUUACUCAUGGUCAUGAUGGAUAGCGGCAAUGGAUCGUCGAAGGCACGCGCUGGAGUGUUUUUUCUGUCAGCUGGCUUUGCAUUUACCGCCAUGUUUGAAAACAUAUGCGGCAAUGCCAUUGCUGGUGGCAUCGAUCUGGCCGGCCUAUUUCCACGCUAUAUCGAUAUUCGGCGGGGAGCUAUCAUCACGUUUCUUGCUGCAUGGAUUGUCCAACCCUGGCAGCUAAUCAACCGUGCGACGACGUUCAUCUCUGUCCUGUCUUCUUUCUCAGUAUUCCUUGCCCCCAUGAUGGGGAUAAUGGCGUGCGAUUACUACAUCCUCCGCAAGCGAAGAGUGAGACUCAGUCAUCUCUACCGGACCGACGAUUCCAUAUACUACUUUUGGAAAGGCAUCAAUUGGCGAACCAUUCCAGCGUGGAUCUGCGGAUGGGCGCCGACUAUCGGUGGACUUAUCGUAACGGUUCGCAUGGACCCGAGCCCACCGAGACCACUUGUACAACUAUACUAUAUGGCAUUCCUUAUCGGCUUCUUCAUCAGUGCGACGGUAUUCUACGUUCUCAACCUCACAUUCCCGGUACCCGACAUGGACCAAAAUGACGACGUGGACGUAUAUGGCACAUUCACCGCGGCAGAAGCACGCAGAAUUGGCGUCAUUCCCCUUUCUGACGAUACUUCUCCGGCUGAGUACUCUUUCAAGAUCGCGCAGCCGCACUCUGCGAUGGACUUCGUCCUUGUGUUCGCGCAGCCGACCGCCGCGGAUAAGUUUGCGGGGAAGUUGCUGUUGGCGCCUGCAGGGAUCUGUUCUUCUAUGCUGGGGAUUGCAAGGAUACGUACGCACGGGAUUUGCGGGAGAGGCGUUUCCGAAGCUCAAGAGGACGACCACGACUUACAAUUUCCAAGAGGGAGUGUGCUUGGGCAGAACUUUGCUACCAAUGCAAAGGACAUGUAA
This is a messenger RNA of Paraphaeosphaeria sporulosa, 1902 nucleotides long. RefSeq names its product NCS1 nucleoside transporter family protein-like protein. The transcript has 4 exons. The coding region runs from base 1 to 1902 and encodes 633 amino acids. Lineage: Eukaryota; Fungi; Ascomycota; Dothideomycetes; Pleosporales; Didymosphaeriaceae. Gene Ontology annotation, cellular component: plasma membrane. Gene Ontology annotation, biological process: transmembrane transport; nucleobase transport. Gene Ontology annotation, molecular function: nucleobase transmembrane transporter activity. The record is from RefSeq and is a predicted model, not a curated record.